Cydia strobilella is the source of this 623-nucleotide messenger RNA. RefSeq lists its product as uncharacterized. The transcript is spliced from 2 exons. The record is from RefSeq and is a predicted model, not a curated record. NCBI's taxonomy places the organism in Eukaryota, Metazoa, Arthropoda, Insecta, Lepidoptera, Tortricidae. Bases 70 to 621 code for a protein of 183 amino acids.
ACUUAUAUUAUUAUUUUGGAGUAAAUUCAAAAUUUCUCGUUUUAUGGUCAUUCUGAGACAUCACUCAGAAUGCCCGACCCCUGUCCAGGAUGCCAACCAACCAAAGAAACUGAACGUUAUCAAAGACAACUAUCAAAGGAAGAAAAAAAAUGCGAAAAGGCAAACGAAAAGGCAUUGAGCAAAUAUGAAAAACAAUUAGCAAAAUUCGAAAGAGAACGUCAGAAAAAGUUGAACCAACUAGAAAAGGUGUAUAUAUCGAAGCUAGAAGAUGAGUUAGUUGGUACAGGCGACUUGUCUGGUAACCCAAGCUUAGUGGGCGCACCUCCUGGCGAUUCAGGGGAUCCAUUUUACCCUUGCUGCUGUAGUGGUUUUGAAAAUACGUACAAAAGCAACGAUCCCAUUCUCGACAGAAGACAAGAUACGUCGAAUAUCAUCAGUAUAUUUGUGAAACCUGAACAACUGGGGCUUGAUGUUAAAAGAAAACCUUGUGAAUGUGGCACCAAAUCAUGCUCACUUCGGAAACAACUCACUCAAAUUUGCUACCGUUACUGUUGCUACUUACUAACCGUGUGUGCAGUCAUACUUGUUGCUGCCACGAUAUUCAUUUUAUUCUUUAAAUAAAC